Molecule: messenger RNA, 3052 nt
Organism: Fopius arisanus
Lineage: Eukaryota; Metazoa; Arthropoda; Insecta; Hymenoptera; Braconidae
Product: dystrobrevin beta
Biological process (GO): synaptic signaling
Cellular component (GO): plasma membrane; synapse
Molecular function (GO): zinc ion binding
Source: RefSeq, a predicted model, not a curated record
GUGAGUCAUUGAAGAAUUACAAAACGCAAAAAGAUUAUAUUGUAUUAUUAGGGAUAUUCGGCCCCCUUUCCCAUAAUUUCCGGUUUAAGCUAACAAGCUUUCUCACAAAUUGUUUCCUGGAUUGACGGGAAAAAAUAUACAUAGUUUUUCGCAUUUUAUAAUUGUUCAAUGCCUUCGAAAACGUCAUGUCAUUUAACAUUGAGAAAAUGAGUAUAGUUUAUAAAAAUCACAAGAAAAUUAUUGCUCAUUCACGAAACUUCAUGAAGCACGAAAUAAUGAUGAAUUAUUAACGUGUAAAUUAUUUAUAUUUUUUCGGGUCAACCCGAUCAAAAAUUUGUGAUAAAACUGAAAAAAAAAACCGAUAAUUUUGGCUGAAAAGGGGCAGAACAUCUCCAUCCCCCAGAACAAGCUAAGCUACCCCAUUUUAACCGCUUCGCUAGAAAAUUUGUAUUCGUUUUUAAUUUGUUUACUGUAAUUUGUAAUUCAGAGAUGGAGUGAAGAUUUGUAAAAAAAAAAAAGUGAAAAAUGGUGGAAUGCCAGGAGUUUAUCGAGUACGUCUAUGCGGUUUAAACGUUCGGUUUAAUUUCUUCCAUUCCCCGAUCUAUCGACGACUGCGCGUAAAAGCUGCUGGAGUUGAACAUGUUGAACACUCCGAACAGUUGGAACAGAAACCUCCAGUGAUGGCUGCCGCGGGGCCAAAGAUGCGCGACACACCGAAGCUCCCAUUGCCUUAUUUAUCGUGAAUAUUCAUUAAUCAAUUCAACCAUUCAAUUCAAGGAUCAUCACAAAAGUAAAUAGAAAUGGCGGAGGAUAGAGCUGCCAGUUCAGGCAGCACCAGCAGUGGUGAAGCUAGCAGGCUCCAGUUACUCCAAGAGAUGCGUCAGCAAAAUUUUGAUAGCAUCAGAUUUGCAUCCUACAGAACUGCGUGCAAACUGCGAUUUAUACAGAAAAAAGUUCACCUGCACAACGUUGACAUAUGGAACGUGAUCGAGGCUUUCAGGGAAAAUGGUCUCAACACACUGGAGCCGUCUAGUACACUCGGCGUAUCGCGACUUGAAACUUUACUGUCUUCCCUAUUUCACGCUCUUAAUAAGCGAGUACCUGUGUCACAACAGUGUAAAGUUGAUUCAAUCACUGCAUUGCUCAUGAAUUGGCUUCUUGCUGCUUAUACCAGCGGAUGAUUCACUGGAGGUUUUCUGAAUACUUGAAAGAAGUUUUAUCUCUAACGGCAGCUGUCUAUGAAACGCCGUCCUUUCCGUACUCUGAGGGUCUAGCCGCCACGAUAUUUCCACCGAGUUCCAAAGUUACUGUUAACGAUUUCCUCGACACGCUAUUGUCGGAUCCUGGGCCUCACUGUCUCAUUUGGCUGCCACUUUACCACAGAAUGGCCGCCGUUGAAUCGGUGACCCAUCCCAUAAUGUGUGACGCCUGUCACAAGGAUAAUUUCACUGGUUUUCGUUAUCGUUGCCAAAAGUGUCACUCUUAUCAACUGUGCCAGGACUGCUUUUGGCGUGGGAAAGUAUCCGGCGGGCAUAAUAAUGAUCACGAGACCAGAGAGUACAGUAGUUUCAAAUCCCCAUCUAAGCAAAUCGGUCACUCCCUUCGUAAGAGCUUCAGAUGCGUCCCAGAGAAGGGAAAAAACAGUCUUCCAAGAUUUCCAGAGCAGCCGGAGAAAACUCUGGACCUAUCCCACAUAGUGCCCCCGUCACCUCUACCAUCACACAACGGCUUUCCAGAUCCCGGGUUUAUGGCUGCCUUUGACGCCGGUUCAAUGGACAGUCGUUCAACACUCAAAAGUCUUGAUAGUUCCAGAGUUGAUGACGAACAUAAAUUAAUCGCCAGAUAUGCACAGAGACUGGCACAAGAGGCAAGAACUGUGCCGCGUGCAUCGUCGAGAAUAUCCCAGGGCGACCAAUCGCAGGGGCGAGUGCCAUCAGACGCAAACUUGGCUUCUCUGGACGCAUCACGAGCUCAGCGUGAACUCAUUUCACAGCUCGAGGCGAAAAACAAGGAAAUCAUGAGGGAGAUUGCAAGGUUAAGAAGGCAGCAGGAGAUGGAGGCUGCAGAGAUUCAGGACCCUGCGCUCCUGUCGGAGCUCAGGGCCUUGAGAAUGAGAAAGGAUGAGCUCGAGACGCAUUUAACGACUCUUCAGGACUCUAGAAGACAGCUCAUGGCACAACUCGAGGGAUUGAUGAAGACUUUGAAGGUAAAUAUUCGUAAAGCAAGAGCAGAGAGUAAAGAAAAUCAAGUGAAUGAAGACGUACGAAAGAUUGUUGAAAUGCUUACUGCAAUAAAUAAUUCACUUGAAACGUAUGUCAUGGAUGAUUUUCAUUAUAAAUCUUUCGUUGUCUUGAUUUUUUGUUCUUUUCGUUAUUUGGUGCUUCUUCGCGCAAAGAAAAUAGAGAUUUUCGAUGUCAGGUCUGCGUUCAGGACAAACAGUCUACCUGGCAGUGGAUCAAGCAGUGCAAACAAUAGUUUGGGAAGAUCGUUGAGAAAUGAUCUACUAGUUGCUGCUGACAGUGUCACCAAUGCCAUGUCAACUCUGGUCCGAGAGCUUAAUUCAGACUCAGACCAGGAGGAGCAAUCUCACAGCACUGGCCGACGUAUCAUCCGAAAACCUCUUGACUUCGAAGCUGGUGAGGAUGGUGAUGACUCGAGUGGAGGUGGAAAUUCAUGGCGAGAGGAGUUGCAACGGAGAUAUCAGCAGGACAGUGAUUUUCUGGCUGAAUUGAGGGCUAGGAAUUCAAGUGUCUCCCAGACACCAUCAGCAACACCAUCCAGUGAACAGGAGCAAGAGCGAGGGGAACGAGAGGAAGCAGAGGGUGAAAAAGAGACAGACGCCGAGACCGAAUGGGCAGAGGCUGUUAAAAGAUGGGUUAAUCGAUAAAGUCCAAAAACCACCAAGAAGUCGGAUGUCAAAAGAUCACACAAAAAUAUUAGAACCUGAAUUACGAUUUAAAAGUCGUAAAUUACGCGGUUUUGUAUUAUUCAUUACAAUUUCAAAUGCGCAAAUUACGAUUUAAUUUCGUAAUUUAUGCCUCACAACGCGUAU